AUGCCUUCCGGUCUCGCAAAGAGUACAUCGCAUCCUCAUACAGUAGUCAUCACCGACUCCAAUAAUUACACCAACGUACAAUAUCACCACUCGUGCAACAGAGGCCUCUCUAGCCGCCCUCGACGAAGACCUGCCCAAGCACCACCAUCUAGUACACACAAUGACCCAAAUUUGACGCCCAGCGACGACUUCUUCAGCCCACCGCCCAUCCCUAGUUUUAUGUCACCGACGACCGACUGGAACGCCUUCUCACAAUCAAUAACUGGAGCUGCACAAGCGCAAGCUGCCGCAGCCAUUGCAAAUGCGCAACGGUCUUUCCCCCGUGCUCACCCCGCCUACGCACAAAGGCCACUACAGCACCCCGCAUUCUACUAUCCUUCUCCUCCAUCGCGGCCCCCAGCGCCCAGUCCAGCGUCUAAAUUGGAUUUGUCUGGCAGUGCAAAGAACAAUGGGAAGCGCAAACCUAAUACCCCAUCAGCUAAGCCGCAUAGAUGUAGCAAUAAAUGCAGACACCCAUCUAGCGCUCCGAUGCACGAACGCCAAUGGUCCCCACCGCACUGGAGCCACCACGCGGCGUCCUCUCACGCAGGUGAAGGUAGCUCAGCAUAUGCUACUAACAAUACUCCAAUGUCAAUGCCAGAGCCUAUGAUAUUCCCAUCACCCCAGCCAAUGUCGGCGCCUCAGGUCAUCAGCGGUGUCAAUUGCAUUGUCUCGAAUAUCAACUCUGGGAAUUGUAAAUCCGUCGUUAUCACCAAUGCGAGGAAUGCCUCUGGAAGGUCUGGGAAUAGGAAGAGUGGUACAACUGCUACCCAGCGCGUCCGAGCGGGAACUGGGACUGGGACUGGAACUGAACCGGGAACCGGGAAGAGGACUGUGCAUACGUCCAGAACAACGAUAUCUCAUAAUUACUCUGUCAGGAGCAGAAAUAAUGGUAAUGUGAGGAUACAUAUCAACGGAGAACCUGUUCUGGAGCAAGUUAUUCAAGAGGUCUGGGACUCGAACUCGGACUCGGACUCGGACUCGGACAGUAACAGUACCACGCAAUCUAUAGGCAGUCAAGAAGAUGAAAACGAGCACAGAUCUCCUCCCAACCCUCUUUCACAAUCCCAAAGCAUGCCGGAUGAACAUGGACAUGGUCAAGCUCAGAACGCCAUCCCCAACUUCCCACCUCCAGCGUACACUGUUAUCGUCGAUAACGCGAGUAAUGGCUCUGGAUCUACGAAGGCCAAGUCAAAGUUCUGGCAUUAA
Messenger RNA from Psilocybe cubensis, 1248 nucleotides. RefSeq lists its product as uncharacterized. The record is from RefSeq and is a predicted model, not a curated record. The transcript is spliced from 2 exons. Bases 1 to 1248 code for a protein of 415 amino acids. Lineage: Eukaryota; Fungi; Basidiomycota; Agaricomycetes; Agaricales; Agrocybaceae.